AUGGAUAUCCCAGAGAAAUGCACAGUGCUCGUUAUUGGAGGUGGUCCUGGAGGAUCGUUCGCAGCAUCAGCACUGGCUCGAGAGGGUAUCGACACGGUUGUGCUCGAGGGUGAUAAGUUUCCUAGGUAUCACAUCGGUGAGAGUAUGUUGGCUUCAAUGCGCCAUCUCUUAAGAAUAGUCGAUCUCGACUCUGUCUUCGAUAACUACGGCUUUACCAAGAAGGUUAGAGCAGCUUUCAAACUUAACCCUAAAAAGCGACCUAGGUAUACCGAUUUCCUUGCCGCUGGCGGUCCUGAGAACUACGCAUGGAACGUCAUUCGUUCUGAAGCCGACCACCUGAUGUUUAAACAUGCAGCAAAUUUUGGUGCAAAGACCUUUGAUGGUGUUCAAAUUAAGGCCAUCAAAUUUGAAGACGUCCCAUAUAAAGGACCCGUAGAAUUGCCUCAUGAGUACCCUGGGCGUCCAGUUUCCGCGACGUACACGCGCAAGGAAGACGGAAUUACUAGUGAGAUCAAAUUCGACUUCGUUGUCGACGCCAGCGGUCGUGUGGGCUUGCUCAGCACCAAAUACUUGAAAAACCGCCGAUACAACCAAGGUCUAAAGAAUGUAGCCAAUUGGGGUUACUGGAAAGGCUGUGGAACUUACGGAGAGGGGACACCAAGAGCAAACUCUCCGUUCUUCGAAGCCCUGCAAGAUGAAAGUGGCUGGGCAUGGGCUAUUCCCCUUCACAAUGGUACGACAUCGGUUGGAAUUGUGAUGAACCAACAAAUGUCAACCGAUCGUAAAGUUCAAUUUGGUUCUCCAGAUUUAAAAACUUUCUACCUGAACUGUCUCAAGCAACUGGCUCCUGAUAUCACAGAGCUCUUGGGAGAGGGUGAGCUGACCUCCAACAUCAAAGCCGCAUCAGAUUACUCCUACAGUGCUUCUGGAUACGCUAUUCCAGGUGCCCGAAUUGUUGGCGAUGCUGGCUGUUUCAUUGACCCAUACUUCUCUUCUGGAGUUCACUUGGCUCUUGUGGGUGGUCUUUCUGCCGCAACUACGAUCUCAGCAUCCAUCAAGGGACAGUGUACUGAAGAGGCUGCUGCAGACUGGCAUUCCAAGAAAAUCGCAGACAGUUAUACUAGAUUCCUACUGGUUGUUCUGAUCAUCCAAGGCACUGCGGACGUCAGCAACAAACUGACGCAAGACGAACUUAACGAGACACUUGAGUUCUGCAGUAACGCAUUUAACCCUGUGACUCCUGAGGAUCGCAAUAGUGCCCUAGAGAAGAUGGGCAAGGAUGUUACUAGCAAAGGAUUUCAAGUCGACCUAUCUCCCGAAGAACAAAAAGUGGUUGGCCACAUCCGUGCACGACAGAUGAUGCGCACUGAAGACACAAUCAAUAUCUCUAGCUUUGGGACGGACUCUAUCAACGGAAUGGUGCCCAGCUUGCAAAGAGGGAGUUUUGGCCUCGUUAAAUCUGCCGCUUAA
This is a messenger RNA of Talaromyces rugulosus, 1470 nucleotides long. RefSeq lists its product as uncharacterized. The record is from RefSeq and is a predicted model, not a curated record. Bases 1 to 1470 code for a protein of 489 amino acids. Gene Ontology annotation, molecular function: FAD binding; catalytic activity. NCBI's taxonomy places the organism in Eukaryota, Fungi, Ascomycota, Eurotiomycetes, Eurotiales, Trichocomaceae. The transcript has 6 exons.